CCUACAUAUCGUGAUUAGCUAGCCGUCAAGCUGAGACAGCUGGACUGGAGCCUGACAUAAAGAACUCUUCAAGCUCUAACAAUGGUUAAUGUCUUGAGGCUUAUCCUACUGUGGGCUGCAUCGCAAGUUUCCUCUACAAGCACACCUUGUUCCAACUGUGACCGUAACAACGUGACCUGUGUUGACGGUGUGUGUCUACCUCGCUGUGUCAAUGUGACGUCAUCUGGAGAGUGUCUCCAGUGUCUGGACUCCAGGUUCUAUGGUAAACAGUGUCAACAUGACUGUCCAGACACCUGUCUCAACUCUCGCUGUCAGAUGAACAACACCCGUGUUGUGUGUACAGAGGGAUGUGUGGCCGGCAAGAAGGGAGAUAACUGUGGAGUGAACUGUCCUACAGCCUGUACACAGUGUGAACGUUAUGGUGAUGGUUGUACAGGACCGUGUCAGAAUCCCCAGCAUUACGGUCAACACUGUAGAACACCUUGUCCCUCCAACUGUAGAGGUGGAUGUGAUAAAGACACAGGGGAGUGUGGCAGCUGUGAGCCAGGGUACACAGGGGACAAGUGUGAUGUUACCUGUCCCCCCAACUGUAGAGGUGGAUGUAAUAGGAUCACAGGGGAGUGUGGCAGCUGUGAGCCAGGUUACACAGGGGACAAGUGUGAUGUUACCUGUCCCCCCAACUGUAGAGGUGGAUGUGAUAAAGACACAGGGGAGUGUGGCAGCUGUGAGCAGGGAUAUUGCAAUGUUACCUGUCCAGACUCCAGGUUCUAUGGUAAACAGUGUCAACAUGACUGUCCAGACACCUGUCUCAACUCUCGGUGUCAGAUGAACAACAACCGUGUUGUGUGUACAGAGGGAUGUGUGCCCGGCAAGAAGGGAGAUAACUGUGGUGUGAACUGUCCUCCAGCCUGUACACAGUGUGAACGUUAUGGUGAUGGUUGUACAGGACCGUGUCAGAAUCCCCAGUAUUACGGUCAACACUGUAGAAUACCUUGUCCCUCUAACUGUACAGGUGGAUGUAAUAGGAUCACAGGGGAGUGUGGCAGCUGUGAGCCGGGGUACACAGGGGACAAGUGUGAUGCUACCUGUCCCCCCAACUGUAGAGACGGAUGUGACAAAGACACAGGGGAGUGUAGACAUUCAGGUCAUACUUCGUUACUGAUAUGGAUCGGAAGUGUGAUGCUUGCGGUGGUUGUAGCUGCAUCGUUUCUCUCUCUGAUGGCGUUUUUGUGGAAGAAGAGAAAAAAGAGAAGACUGAAUAAGUCCCAAGACAAAGAGAUGACAUGCGAAAUGAAUUCACUAAAUAACAAUGAUCUGAAGCCUUAUGAUUUCCAACAGAACCCUUCAUCAUCACAAGAAAUGUUCACAGCUUCAUGUCAAGAUGAUGACCUGCAACGGGUGAUCCUAUGUGAGGAUCUGAUAGGUGAGGGGUCAUCCGUGCAGAUAAUAGACGAGUUCCAGAGGCUGUCUUGUCCUGACAUCGAAAAUGCAAAAUAUGGCUCUCUGGAUGACAACGUCACGAAGAAUAGAUACAGAGAUGUAUUGCCAUAUGACGCAACGCGAGUGUCCCUCGAGAUUGACGACAAGAGUGAAAGUGAUUACAUCAAUGCCUCAUUCAUCGAUGGGUACAAAGAGCACAUCCAGUACGUGGCAGCCCAAGGACCCUCAGUAGAAGUCGUAGCGGACUUCUGGAGGAUGAUAUGGCAGCUGAACACCACCAAGAUUGUCAUGCUAACUAACCUUGUUGAAGCAAGGAAGGUGAAGUGUGAGAUGUACUGGCCUUUCUGCAGCUCCGAUUUCUCAACCUAUGGCAAGGUGUACGUUCAGUGUGUUGAGGAAAAGGUGUAUAAAAAUUAUACUCUCCGGAAACUAGCGGUUUGGAAGGAACACUCUGACCACAGAUUAAUCCGCCAGUUUCAUUUUACCUCCUGGCCUGACCACGGUGUUCCAGGGGAGACAACUGCAAUUCUAGAUUUCCACAGGGUUGUCAAGGACACAAAAACAGAUUCAUCUGGACCUUUGUUAAUACACUGCAGCGCUGGCAUUGGACGCACGGGAACCUUCAUUGCCUUGGAUUAUCUACUUGACCAGGCCAGGGAAGAGGGCCGAGUAUGUAUUUACACCUGUGUACAGAACCUCCGCCAACAGAGGAUGAAAAUGGUUCAGACACAAGAGCAGUAUGCGUUCAUAUACAAGGCACUAAUGAGUGCCCUGGAAAUAGCAGGGAGUUCACAACGCUACCAAGAACCAAUAGCAGUCCUAUGUGGGGACUGUUGGCGACAGAGAAAAGGCAAUAGCAGGUCUAACGCUAGUCUGGUGAAGAAUGACCCCGUGUACCAGAACCUGUGGAACUCGCAGUUACACCGCAGGACCAGCUAUCUGCCAGUAAGCCCGUCACCUCCUCUUGAAGAGUAUGCGAUCAUCAGUGAAACCACCCCGCCCCGCCUUCACAGAUCGCUGAAGUCCUGUUCUAUAGAUGUAGAUAUGGACACAUGGAUGGAUACGUCGGUUUAACACUCCAUUCAACUCGAUAGAGAGUGUACAUCUGGGUAGAACAUCUUGUCGAUGGUGCAGUGGUAUGGGGCCGUUUUCACACAUUUCUGACAGUUUGGAUUGGCAACUGAACUGAGGACGAUUCCCAUAUAACACUUUCAAAAUAGGGUAGCAUAUGACUUAAUUAGGUUCCAUUUGACAGAAGGUCGUUCAUAUUAUGACAAUGUGUAUAUAGUAAUUCAUUUGUUAUACUUUAUUAUUUAUCUGUUUAUGUAUGAAAGGAAAUGGACACAGAAAUGUUUAUUGGCAAAGCAUUUGCGUGUUACAUGUACUGAAUGUAUAAAGAUACAUGGAUAUUGAUCUCUGGCCAUAUGUGCUUUCCCUGUUUUGUACAGUGAUGUUUAAUAAUUUCUGAUGUGUUACAUACUGUUGCCACUUGGAAAAACGACACGAAGAUGCAGAAGAAAACAACAAGUUUGUAGUUUAGUGUUAGUAAUCGGCGAUAUGUAAGAAAUUGAGUCUGGAUCAGACAAUCCAGUGAUCAACAGCAUGAGCACCAGUCUACGCAAAUGGGACAAGAAGACAUGUGUUUACCAUAUCAGUGAGCCUGACCACCCGAUUCCGUUAGUCGCCUCUUACAACAAGCAUGGGUUACUGAAGACCAAUUCUAUCCUGGAUCUUCACGAGUUUAGUUAUCUGUUGUUCAGUGGUGACAAUGUAAUUCAUGUAUUUUUGUAACUAUAAAUCAUGAAUUUAUGUUGAAUAUAUAAAUACCUUCCAAUACAAUUUGUAUAAUGGCCUCUAACAGUAAUAAACAUGUUUUUAAAAAAGAAACUGUUUGUCUU
Molecule: messenger RNA, 3338 nt
Organism: Haliotis rubra (blacklip abalone)
Lineage: Eukaryota; Metazoa; Mollusca; Gastropoda; Lepetellida; Haliotidae
Exons: 17
Coding region: 82-2514 (810 amino acids)
Biological process (GO): protein dephosphorylation
Molecular function (GO): protein tyrosine phosphatase activity
Source: RefSeq, a predicted model, not a curated record